This is a messenger RNA of Bombus impatiens (common eastern bumble bee), 3180 nucleotides long. It is a transcript of the gene Mmp2, whose product is annotated as matrix metalloproteinase-2. Gene Ontology annotation, cellular component: extracellular matrix. The record is from RefSeq and is a predicted model, not a curated record. Bases 1230 to 3167 code for a protein of 645 amino acids. Gene Ontology annotation, biological process: extracellular matrix organization; collagen catabolic process; proteolysis. Gene Ontology annotation, molecular function: metalloendopeptidase activity; zinc ion binding. NCBI's taxonomy places the organism in Eukaryota, Metazoa, Arthropoda, Insecta, Hymenoptera, Apidae. The transcript is spliced from 12 exons.
GCGGGGUUUUUUACGUCGUUUUUUCCAUGGUGCACGUAAACACUGCCUUUCGUUCUAGUACUCGCAAUUGUAAAACCGAUUAGCGUGAUCGCGAAGGUGAUUGAUUUUCACGCUAAUUCGGUAAGAGAUCGAAGCUAUAGUAUAGAAAUUUCAUCCGUAUAAACGUAAUUCUCGAUCGAAGACAUCAUCGAAACGGACGUUGCCAAAAGCAUCGAACGCUGAACCAUUGCAGAUCGCGGAAGAAAUUCGAAUAGACCGGUGGAAGGAAAAAGUCAAAAGACAGAUAACCGAGGAUCGGCUAGGAUAACAUUCCGACGAAUCACGUUGCAAUAAGGAGACGAGAAGUUUGUACGGAACAAAGAGGAAGGAUAAAGGGAGGAAAAGGAAAGAAGGUACACCGCGAAUAUACCGGAAAUUUGAACGUGCGAGGAAUUCUUUGAUCGACCUUGAACCAUCUUGGCAUUACACAAACCACAAUCAUGAUACAUCGUGGAAACGCACAAACUAUACGUUGCAUCGAACCAGAAAUGUUCUACGCUUCUUUUAUGAUAUUUCAACUGUCUUACCGAUCGCCGAUUUGAAAAGUCGGCGGAUGGACGUGGUAGUAGUUGGAAAGUCCGAACACGGAGGAAAGAACGAACUGGAAAUCCGUCGUCAUCGGCGUCGGCGUCGGCGAAGAAACGCCAAGUUGACGAAAGUAGGCAGAUUUGCGCGAAGGAAGCGAGAACGGAAGAAGAGUGUGACACGUUACGAACCAACUGGGAGUGGGAAAUCGUGCAAGCGAGAGGAGAAAAAAAGUGUACAUACGUAUAUCUAUCGAGUGGCAUCGAGCAAAUCGUUGUUCUCCUAGGAAGGUCGCUUCGAACAUGUCCAUCGGUGCUCUCUCGUCAACUUCUUGAGGCGUUACCUUUCUCCCCCGUCUGCAAACUGAUUUUUUGAUACCUCGCGUAGCGAAAACCUCGUGCCACGUACACGAACACGAAUGCCACCUGCGAUACUCUUACAUCGAUUUAUAUUUAUUCGUUUCGAUAAUUUUCUAGAAUCGUAACGCGUGUGCGGGUUUAACUCGGUGGUGAAGUUCCGUUAUUUGAAAGUUGCUGUAUAUCGUCAAAUCGCGUUUCUUUUUGCCCGGAGGGAAUGUACUUCUUGUUGUUGGUUGAUUGGUGCAAGUGAGAAUAAAAAUUGGUGUUGGUUGGUCCUGUUGCGACGAAAAGAUUCGCGGUUACAAGAUGAUACUGCUUCGAACGACUUUGAUGGUGCUGUUCACUGUGAUGGCUACCGGGGCACCGCGAUCUUCCGUCAUUUACGCGGACGACAAAGUGCAAAAUUAUCUCAUGAAAUUUGGAUACCUACCCCAGACGAAUCUAGAGACCGGAAACCUUAGGACAGACGAUCAGCUCACGGACGCCAUUAAAAAUUUACAGAGAUUCAGUGGCAUUCCUGUAACCGGUGAUAUCGACGAAGCUACGAUGAAAUUAAUGAAACUUCCGCGGUGCGGACUUCCGGAUAAAGUGGAUCCUAGAUUUACUAGGGUCAGGCAUAAACGAUAUACGAUCCAUGGACAACAAUGGCUACAUCGGAAUCUCACUUGGAGCCUGAGAACCGAGCAACCGAGUGGCCUCGACACGGGCGGCGUUCGUUUCGAGCUAAGCAGAGCCCUCGAUCUCUGGGCGAGAAACUCCAAGCUUACUUUUCAGGAGGUUAACAGCGAUAGGGCGGAUAUUCUGGUUUACUUUCAUAGUGGUCAUCAUGGCGAUGGAUAUCCAUUCGAUGGGAGAGGCCAGAUUCUGGCACAUGCGUUCUUUCCUGGUAGAGAUCGCGGCGGAGACGUUCAUUUUGACGAGGAAGAAAUAUGGUUGUUGCAGGACGACAACAGCAACGAAGAAGGAACCAGCCUUUUCGCGGUGGCCGCGCAUGAAUUUGGCCAUUCUCUUGGCUUAGCACACAGCUCGGUUUCUGGAGCGCUCAUGUAUCCCUGGUACCAAGGAUUGAGCUCUAAUUACGAGUUGCCGGAAGACGACAGACACGGUAUUCAGCAAAUGUACGGUGCACCCGAAGAGAAGCUCUGGGCCAAGAUACCAGGUGGUCCGCCACCUCCGGAACGACCUACAACGGCCCGGACAACUACGACAAGCGUUGGGACGACGUACAGACCAUGGAGAACACGACCAACCAGGCCAAAUCACUAUCCAAACGACGACAGGCCUCGCCGCCCUGAUCGCUACCCUCAAAAGCCGGAUUACAGAACAGAGAGACCAGAGAGGCCGGAGGACAGACCUCAGAGGCCUCACAAACCUCACAAACAUCACACCACCUCCACUACUACCACUAGUACCACUAGCACUACCACUACCACCACCACCACCACCACCACUACCACCACCGUCAGGACACCGUACACGCAAAGGCCAAGGCACCGAUGGACAACGCCGACACCCAAAAACGAUAAACCGGAUAAAUGUGAUACCAGCUACGAUGCCAUCAGCAUUAUUCGCAGGGAAAUUUUUGUUUUCAAAGGACGAUAUUUAUGGAGAAUCGGUGACCAAGGAUUAUACGAGGGAUAUCCAGCGGAGAUCACGCGUUUGUUUAACCUACCUGAGAACAUCGAUCACGUUGAUGCGGUGUACGAGAGGCCAGACAAGAAAAUCGUAUUCUUUAUUGGCAAAAGGUACUAUGUUUUCAACGCCAACAAUCUCGAACCGGGUUAUCCAAAACCAUUAACUAAACUGGGAUUGCCAGAGUCAUUGGAAAAAAUCGACGGUGCGAUGAUUUGGGGACACAAUGGAAGAACUUACUUCUUUAGUGGAUCCGAGUAUUGGAGGUUUGAUGAAUCGGUAAACCACAUAGAACUCGACUAUCCAAGAAAUAUAAGCAUGUUCGCUGGUGUUGGAACAGACAUCGACGCUGUUUUCCAAUGGAGAGAUGGCAAAACAUACUUUUUCAAGGGGAAAGGCUUUUGGGAAUUCGACGAUCAAAGAAUGAAGGUUGCACACGAAAAGCAAAAAUUAUCAGCCCCGUUUUGGAUGGACUGCCCUCCGGAAUUGGAAACGAACGAUGUGGAAAGUUAUCCAAGAAAAUCAAAAAUCAUGGCCUCGAACAACGCAUCGUCACGAUCGACCUUCUUCCUCGGGAUAUUUUUUAUAGCGUAUUUUAAUAAAUAUUUGUAAACUGUGAUAUUUA